AUGGAGAAAAAUAACCCAGAAGAGUUUAAGGUCCCCUUCAGUCCUCUCUUGAUCGGAAGAUAUAAGAUGAUUAAGAAAAUAGGUAAAGGGUCUUAUGGCUCUGUCUACAAAGUUGAAGAUAUAAAAGACAGAAAGACCGCAACCACCCCAGACUCACCAAAGAAAUAUUUUGCUGUGAAGAAGAUGAAGUUACCAGCUAAUAGGCUCAAAAUCCAAGGGAUUGACUUCACUACAUUAAGGGAGAUAAAUAUUCUUCAAGAGAUCAAGCAUGAAAAUAUAAUCCCCCUUGUUGAUGUAUUCCACAUAAAUCGCUCUACAUUUAUGGUGAUGGAGCUUAUGAAGAGUGAUUUAUCAAAGCUAAUGUUCUCUAGAACGAUUACUCUAACCAUCCCGCAUAUCAAGUGCAUAAUGCUCCAAAUCUUUUAUGGGUUGAAGGAAUUGCACAAAAACUGGAUUAUCCAUAGAGACUUGACACCUAAUAACUUACUGAUUUCUGAAGAUGGGGUCCUGAAGUUCUCUGAUUUUGGACUGUCCAGAUUCUUUGCAUCAAAUAAUAGACCAAUGACUCAGAAUGUAGUAACAUUGCACUAUAGAGCUCCUGAGAUUCUAUUUGGAGCCAACUAUUAUGGACCUCAGAUAGAUAUAUUCUCUGCAGGAUGAAUUCUAGGAGGAUUAUUACUCAGAGGUACUCUGUUCUGUGGAAGGAAUGAUAUAGACCAGAUGAGUCAAAUCUUUAAAAUCAUGGGAACUCCUAGCGAAGAGACAUGGGAAGGAGUUACCAAUCUCCCUCAUUAUGUAGAGUUUGAAGAAACUCCUCCACAAUCAUUCAGGAUAUUAUUCCCAGGCAUUGAUGAAGAUCUUGCAAAUCUCCUAGAGGGGUUACUAGUGUUAGACCCUAAUAAAAGAUUGACAGUUGAACAGUGUAUUAACCACCCCUUUUUCAACAAGAGUCCUGACUCUUGUGAUCCAGACGAGCUCCCAAUGGACGAUAUAUCUUAGUGAUUUCAGCUAAAAAU
Molecule: messenger RNA, 1016 nt
Organism: Moneuplotes crassus
Lineage: Eukaryota; Ciliophora; Spirotrichea; Euplotida; Euplotidae
Source: the annotation of a GenBank genome assembly